Periconia digitata is the source of this 849-nucleotide messenger RNA. The record is from the annotation of a GenBank genome assembly. NCBI's taxonomy places the organism in Eukaryota, Fungi, Ascomycota, Dothideomycetes, Pleosporales, Periconiaceae.
CCACGCAGAGCUUCACCACCCUCCAACCAGCAAUUUGCUGCCAUUGGAUCUCUGCACGUCAUCACCUCCGUCCACACACCACAAACAAACAUGUCACCGCCCGCCAUCAUCGCGCCUUCUAUCCUGUCUGCCGAUUUCGCAGAGCUGGGCAAAGCAUGCUCCGACACCAUCAGCCAGGGCGCUGACUGGCUGCACGUCGACAUCAUGGACGGCCAUUUCGUGCCAAACAUGACCUUCGGAGCCCCGGUCGUCACCAAGAUUCGUCCCCACGUCGACCGCCCCUCUACUGCUCACGGCCAAGGCACAUUUGACUGCCAUAUGAUGAUUGCAGAACCCAAGCGGUGGGUUCGCGACUUCAAAAAAGCUGGCUGCGACCUGUACUGCUUUCACUAUGAGGCUGCCGUUUCCUCCACUGCCGCCGACUCCCCAUCGGGUACUUCAGAAGCCAAGACUUCACCCAAAGAGCUCAUCAAAUUCAUACAUGGCGAGGGAAUGCAAGCCGGCAUUGCAAUCAAGCCAAGCACAUCGGUUGACGUAUUAUGGGAGAUUCUAGAGAACCCUGUCAAGGAGGAAGUGCCAGAUAUGGUUCUCGUCAUGACUGUAGAGCCUGGCUUCGGCGGUCAGUCAUUCAUGGCUUCGGAAUUACCCAAAGUCACAGCACUACGGAAGAAGUACCCUGAACUUCACAUCGAGGUCGACGGUGGCUUGUCAGAGAAGACAAUAGACCAGGCAGCAGACGCCGGCGCCAACGUUAUUGUUGCGGGUAGCGCCGUAUUUGGAGCUGCUGAUCCAGGUGACGUUAUUAAGAAGCUACGGGAGGCUGUCAACGCCCGGAGAGGCAAGCUAUGA